UUCCUGAAAUACCAUGUUGCACACGGAGCUUACUAUAGCAAUGACUUAAAAGAUGGUCAAUUCAUACCUUCGCUCAUUGAUGGACAGUAUAUUCAAGUCGGUAUCCGAGUCGACGGCUGUAGGCGACGUCUGGUAGAGGCGAACGUAUCGCCGCUAUACAGGGCCGACAUCCCGGCCUCUAAUGGUGUCAUACAUGUCGUCGAUUGGAUAUUGAAACCUGCGGACAGAGACUGGUGUGAGAAUGUUAUACUUCCCCGUUAA
Molecule: messenger RNA, 261 nt
Organism: Medioppia subpectinata
Lineage: Eukaryota; Metazoa; Arthropoda; Arachnida; Sarcoptiformes; Oppiidae
Source: the annotation of a GenBank genome assembly